AUGACGGUUGCAACUGCGGGGAGUCUUGGAAAGAAAGCGGCAAAGCUUCAAUUGGCCAGUGGUAUCUUGGAUAUAUUUAAACUCGAUCCUUUGAUUGGCGCUACGGUUGCAAGAGUGAAUAAGGUUGGGUCCUUAAUGUUUCAAUUUUAUCAUUAAUAUAGCACGUGACCCAAUAGAAAAUUGCUUGUGCCCAAUGUUUUACAGUCGAAAUACAAAAAGCGUCCCACUUCCGCUUCUUUAGUCUAUUGUGAUUUACUGUAAUUUCAUUUGCUCUGUUUUUCUAUAGCAGUUACCGAUUUAUGUGCAAAUACCGUGAUAAAAUUUAAAUUUCGCACCUUUUAUGCAAUGAAUCUAACGAAACAUGUAUCUUUUUGCAACAAAUUAUCAUGUCCUGGUAUUUGCCGAGAAAUCUGUAACCGCUACAGAACAAAUUAGAGUAAAACACAACAGAUCAUGUAAUAUGCAUGGCCCCGAGCGCCUAAACGUCUCUAGGUGGCUGAAAUUCCUCCUGGAGGUUUCCAACAAUAUGAAAUAAGUAAGCGUAAAAAAGAAAGCCUUCCUGUACUCUAAAUAAUUGACAAGCCGCCAUGUUGUCACAUGAGGGCGAAUUCUACUAACUAGUGCUUAAUACAACAUGAGCUCCACCUUUGAAUUUACUAUAUGAGUAAAUUCUUAAACACGUCCGAAUUUAUCAUGAUAAAUUCGUGGCACAUUUGAAUUUAUCAUAAUAAUAAAUUCUCGGCACCUAACACUAACCCUAACCACUAACCCCUAACCCUAACUUUUUAAACUUUUUAAACUUUUUUGAAAAUCUAACUUUUUAAACUUUAAAACUUUUUUAAAAACUAUUUUUUGAAAAUCUUGAAAAUCUUCCCACGCCCGUCAUUAAAUUUAUAACAAGAAGCCUUGUCUAAUGCUUGUGGUUUUAUGAUUAACUCUAUUGAUAUAAAUUCAAAAUGUGCCGUGAAUUUAUCAUAAUGAUAAAUUCGGACGUGUUUAAGAAUUUACUCAUAUAGAAAAUUCAAAGGUGGAGCUCAUGUUGGCUUAAUUUCUUUACAGUUCUUCAUCAAAACUGGUGUAGCAGUGAUGAAAAACGUUGAUAAAUAUCGACAGAAAGAAAUUGGACAAUAUAUCUCGUGUCUUGCAACAAUUGGUGAACAAGUUGACAUUUGUACUGACGUGGCCUACAGGCUGACACUUUGGUAUAGCGGUCAAAUACAGUGCUUGGCUGAACCCAGUAAGUUUUGGCACCUUCGCCGUCAUGUUUUACCUCAGUUUGAUUUUGCUUGUUUGUGUUGUUGAACUUGCCUUUCGUUUUCAUCAGGUGAUUCAUCAAAAACCUCGAUUUGUCUCCAUGCUCCCGCUCGAAGGAUGGCGCAACUUGCAGUGGGCAUUAUCUACAGUUCCUUAAUGGACAAACGGAUCGAGAAAGGUACUCUGUAUAAUAUACAAAACAAGUGUAACUCGAAAGAUCGAUAACAUUUUUUUUUGAUAAAUAAAAAAAAUGUUAUCGAUCUUUCGAGUUACACUCACUGUUUUGUAUUUUGUUAAAAUACUCCGUGUUUCUAAAAAAACUUUGGUGAAAUGUUGUAUUGUUUUAGACUUUAUCAUUAUCAAGCUUUGAAACCAAUGAAAUUCCAAAUUUUGCAUCACAUGAAUGUCCAAUCCGUAUAAAUAAAGAAUGAAAUGCUAAUUGUCACCAUCUCUCAGUGCAGCCUCCUACCCAGGGACUUUGCGCGGUUCACCUCGAUGAUCUCCUUUUAGCGGGAUUUUGUGGUCCUCUCCUCGGAAAUUUUGAAAUCUAGAACUUUAGAAACACUAUUUGCAGCAUCGGUGGAAAGAAAUAUGCAAUGGUGAAGAUCCAAAGUUAUCAACAGCUUUGCGCCAAGUGAUUUUAACAAUUUUCUAAACUUUGAUAUUAUGUUAAUCAAACUGAGCAUUAACCUUCCACAUAUACCAUGUAAACCGUGCUAUCAUUGUAAUCUUAAUACUCAAGAUAUCUUUACCAAUUUUCAGGAAAGGUUGCAGAAUUACCUACACUGGCCGAGCAGUUAGCAUGGUGUGUUGUAACUCAGAAACCCAAAGAUGGCACAAUUUCCAAACUCCAAGAGCGCGCUACCGAAACUAUUGCCGGAUGGAAAAAGAAAAUGGGCAAAGGUCCGACAGGCACUGGAUAUUUUGGGAGCAAAGUCCCUCCGAACUUUAUUGAGGUAUACAAAUGUUUUUUCAUGAAUUUUAAGGAAUUCACCUUAGCCAUUUUCCCUCAGGAAUCUUUCGCAGAGACGGAGCUUACUAACAGCCGAGCUAUUGAGCUAAUAUGAAUUAAAUACUGAAAUUCUGUUAACUUAUACAAGUUUAUAAUCACGCGACUCGUUUUUCCGUCUUUGUAAUUUAUAAUGGCUUCUUUUGAGGAUGUUAUAAAUUUACUUCGUUUGAACUAUAAAUUCGUUUUCCGAAAAAUGGAACGGUGUUUAAUUCGACCAACUGACAAAUUUAGGAAAACAGACAGAAAAUUUAAAUUCUUUUCCUUUUCCAACUCAAUGUUUUUACUUUUAUACAAGCCUGCUAUAAAAACGUUUCUUCAACUUAAAAAUGAUAUAAAACAAUGAAAUGUUUUGGCCGCCAUUUUGAAUCGGUUUAUCCUUUAGGUGGAGAUAGAUGAAAGCCUUCAGAAGGAUGGUAGAAAAACGUGGAUGUUACGAGAUAUAUUUCACAAAUGUGGUAUCAUCGACCGCGAUGGAAAUAUCUACGAAGGCCCGGACUGUGAUACUGAAGUAUACAAAUAUUGCUACGGAACCGAGACAGUGGCCACUGAACGUGGUUUGGAACGCAAGGAUGAGAAAAAGCCUGAACCGAAAGGUAUGGAGUAUUGAACGAGCGAGCGGUAAACCCAGCUAUCUGAGGGUCUGUUUUUAAAUAUAUGAGCUUGGUCGGCCAGACGCUAACCUACAAUCCUGGCAAAAAUAUAUUAUCGUGGACAACGCGUGCGUCAAACAAAACUAUGUGUAUUUCUACAGAAUUUAUCCCCCUAAAGAAAUUCUCCCCCUCCUACCCCCAAUUCAAUGUUGAUAAAUCAUCUAAACAUACUUUCAAAAUUUAAAUGCGGCGGACAAACAUUGAAUAGAGCCAGGGGGAAUUUAAUGAAAUAAGGUCUCAAUGUUAAUAUUGCUGCUAUUGGCGUUAGAACAGUUAGGUGUCCACAUAAUUUUUGCCAGGAUUUUAAGUACGAUGAAAUAUUUCUAUGCGAAUUUACAGAGGAUGUAGAGAGAGAUACUACCUAAAAAAUAUAUGCAGAAAUUCGGCACUAUUUUUAAGGCGGUACUCUUUCACGUUUUAUUCCUGAUCGGUGGAUUCAACAAGUAUAAAGAAAUUAAAUUUUUGGGUGCUAUUCAACAAGGCAGGAGGAGGACAAGACGGUGCUAUAAAAGUUUCCUUGUGUUUCACAAAUUGAACUUGUUCUUUAAUUCAUGAGCGUUUAUUACCGCGCUAUCAGAAUUAUGACACGUAGAGCUAGGCUGAUUUUCUGUUUUAUUCAUUAUUAUUGAGCUUCAUAUACAUCAAUGUUUAUUGCUUCAGGCGAGUUAUUUGUUGACGAAGACGUUAUAACAGUGUCUGCAGUCGGUGGAGCACCUGGUGGCUCAAGUGGCAGGGGACAGUUUCAUCUUGCCCCGGGGAAGAUUGAUGAACGGGUGCACAGCAUUCUGAAGCAGGAGAAUUUGGACCGUGUUGAAAUGGAGAAUUCUUGGAAAGAAGAUGUACGGGAAGUUCAAGAAGAAGCCAGUCGUAGAACUGAUAGCGUAAGUGUCAUUCUGAAUCUUUCGUUAGAGACCAAGACUGUAUAAGUUUGUGGGAAUCUAGGAAAAACUGAUAGUAAAAAUGACACAUGAAUAUAUUCAUUCCCGGCUAUAUAUUUAUUCCUAUAUGUAUUCGUUUCAUUUCGUUCUAUUAUGUUCCAUUCUACCCUGUUCUAUUUUAUCCUAUUCUACUCUAUUUUAUUCAAUUAUUGUAUUCCAUGUAUUUUAUUUUAUUCCAUUUUUUAUUAUAUUCCAUUUCCAUCCUACUCUAUUCCAUUCUAUUUUGUUACAUUCUAUUCUACUCGAUGCCAUUUUUGUCUAUUCUAUUCGUCUACUCUAUUCAAAUCUAUCUAUUCUAUUCUGUUCUUAUAUUAUGCCAUUGCAUUUUAUUUUAUUCUGCUCCAUUCCAAUCUAUUCCAUUGUAGUAAAUUCCAUCCUAAUUUUUUCUACACAAUUAUUUCUACUAUAUACUGUACUAUUUUACCGUAUUCUACUCCAUUCCAUUUUAUUCAACAUAUUUCUAUUCACACUCCAUUUUAUUCCAUUAAUCACUCUUGUGGUUUUUAGUUGACGUCCUCAUGAAGUAUUUUCGAAUUCAAUCAUGCAUUUAAUCCUUUAUUUAGCUCGAAGAAAGACAAAGCUUGCUCGAAGUUGAACUGCGUGACAAGGUGUUGAAGAUUGAAGAGGUUGCCGAAGAAAAAACAAAACUUUAUGAAGAUACGUUUGCCAAAUACCAAAGCCAGCUUCUUGGAAAGUAUAAUGAAUUAAAAGCAAAAAUGGAGGGCCACUUUAAUUCGGUGUUCAAGAAAAUGCAAGCGGACACAAGAAAGGAAUUUGAAAACAUGCAACAAAAAUUUGCAAAGAAAGAACAAGAACUCGAUGCCGCAUUCCAAACAUGUAAGAUAUGAAAAUGAUGUAUAGUAUAGACCUAUGGAUGGAUCUACUGAGUAAUUGGUGCAGGGGGUGCGCACCCGUCCUAGCAUUAGCAAAGGAGGGUUCCAAUGUCCUGAUUAAAUCCAUAUUUUGGUAAAAAGUCCACGUUUUAGAGGUUGCACGUUGGACUUGAUGUACAUCAAAUUGUCUGGUACUUUGAUAAUUCAUAAAUUUGCACUCUCUGAAGUGAAAUUGCGUUUUAAGUCUUCCAUUUUUGUGCGCAAGUAUUUUUUAAACAACCCUAUUGUUAUGGUUGCAUUGAGCGGACAUACAUAAUUAUGUACAGUAUAUGUUAUUAGAUAUGAAUUUAAUCAAUUUCGGUUGUACUCAUUUAUGUGAUAUUACGAACUUUAGCUCAAGCAAAACUAGACAAACAUUACGCAGAAACGGAGCGACGUUUGGAAGCUGAGACUAAGAAAAACACAGCGGAGCUUCAAGAAAAAUCCAAACGGUUCUGUGAAACUCUUCGCAAAGAAACCGUAUCGAAUUUCCAGUUCGCGAAAGAACAACUCGACCAGUUCGCCGAUGACAAAAUUAAGCAAAUAAUAAAAAUUGAGGAGGCAGCGGUGUCGAAGUUUGAAGCGCAGUCGUUGCAGUACAAGAAGGACUCGGAUGAUAAAACCGACAUGGCGCAAAAGGAAUUGAUCAAUAUCAUGGAAAGUCGAACUGCAAGACAUCACAAUGAAAUGAAAGGAGAAUGUGCAAGCAAUCUCAAAAAGAUGGAGGAAGUGGCAGCCAAACUUGAACAAAGGAUACAAACAUUGGAACAAGCGGUAAGACAAUGAUGAUGGUGAUGAUAAUGAUGAUGAUCCAUGGUGAUGGUGAUGGUGAUGAUGAUUAUUAUAGUGAUGAUAAUGGUGGUAGUGAUGAUGAUGAUCAUGGUGAUGAUGGUGAUGGUAGUGAUGAUGAUGAUCAUGGUGAUGAUGAUUAUUAUGGUGAUGAUGAUGGUGAUAACAAUUAGAUUCAUAAUCUUUUCUUUAGCCUGCAGCAUCUCCUAAGCCGGAAGCGGGUUCAAAGUGGUUUUCAGGUAAAGUUAGGGAAAAAAUUAAGAAUUCAGUUUUCAUGUUUAUUUUAUCACACUUCCUACCAUAGUCUGGUUAUAUUUGACAUGCAGGACGUCCCUGUAGGGAUAACCAGACUAUCAUUUUAUUAGGUAGAUACGUAACGAGAGCUUCUGGUUAUUGAUCAACUUAGCAUAGUCUGGUUAGUUUAACGUACCAGGAAGUCUUGGUCAAAUAUAUUAACUAGACUACAGUGGGGAACCAGGAAAUCUAACCACAAAUAUUAAGUUACCCACGUCGAAUUUUUUCUAUGUUAACCAGGAAAAUUUUGACCACAGUGUUUAUGGUACACAUGUUAAAUAAUUGCAAUAUAUUUUUUUUAUUUUCUCAUUUGAAAGAACUUUUAAGACUAUGUAUAACACUCUUUUACUGCUUUUUCGUACGUUGCUUACUUCUACAAAUAUUUUGAAUGAAAGGAAUGAAAUAUCCGACAUCUUUAAUUUUUGUAGAUAUGCAAGUCACGUCACAACAGGGUACGUCGCGCAAUAUUUUUAUCUAGACAACCACUAAUCAUUUUGCACUCAAAACUAUACUCUGUAUGCCCUUCGAAAUAUCAAGAUUUCUCAAAACCUUUAAAACAUCUACCAAUCAAUAUUUGGUUAACAACGAAUAUUUUUAAAUGGUUAAUCCCUGUUGUGACGUCACCAAAACUACCGUCAAUGGGCAUCAACUAUUUCGCUGACCUCAGAAUGAUAUUUCGUCAAAACUUUUUUAUUCAAGAUUGGUUUAGAAACAAAUUUGGCAUAGAGUUAGGUUAGGGUUAGGGUAAGGAUUAGGGUUAGAGUUGGUGUUUGGAGUAGGGUUAGUGUUAGUAAAACCGUUUCUUUGUUACGUUUUGUCACUUUGAGGCCAGCGAAAUAAUCUCUCCGAUCCCCGUCAAUGAGAUCAAACAUUUAUCCAAGAUGGCGGACAUCUCAUUAGUUCAAGUGGAAAUAUUUUAAGAACUAAUCAAGAUAUGAAAAGUCGGUAAAAGAAGUUAAUAGAUAGUUUCAAAAGUUCUUUCAAAUAAGAAAAUAAAACUUUUAUUGCCAUUUUCCUUUAAUUUAAUUAAAGUUUUUUUUGUUUUUUUAGGCAAUACCAAAUAA
Messenger RNA from Paramuricea clavata, 6873 nucleotides. NCBI's taxonomy places the organism in Eukaryota, Metazoa, Cnidaria, Anthozoa, Malacalcyonacea, Plexauridae. The record is from the annotation of a GenBank genome assembly.